GUCUCACAUUCGUCUAAUCCACAAACUUAUCCCUUGGGCAAAUGAUUGGACUCUACGCGGUUUUCGCUCAAAUUGACCUCACAGACAACAUUCUCACUGUCCUCCUGAUCUUAAUCAAAUUGUCUCUAGAAAUAAAUACCAUGUGUGUCACACUGAACUUCAAUGCAAGGUGAGAAACCAUCCCAGCAACCUUUGAGUUGUCCUUCAGUUCCAGCCACAGACUCAUUUUUCACAUUUACUCAAAGCAGUCCCCACCAAAACUCAAUCUUUUUAUCAGAUGAACUUUCUUGAAUGACUAGUCAUAUGCAGUAAAGACAACUUACAAUGCAGAAAUCCAUUCAGCUGGAUCGGCCAGAAAGCCCCCGAAAUGAUUCUGAUGGUACCAACCACGUUCACAACCAACGCAUAGUUGAAACUGAAACAGCUGACGACUUCAAGAAGAAAGAACAAUCAUGGUUUGCGACUUGUCAGAUUCCAACUGAUCUCACAAUUCAAGUCGAAGAUGUCACCUUCCACGUUCACAAGUAUCCACUGGUUUCAAGGUGUGGCUACCUAAGAACAAUUAAGCUUCCGCGGCCAAAUUCACAUUUAGGUUAUGACCUCAAGCUUGAAAAGUUUCCAGGCGGAUCUGAAACUUUUGAGAUCAUAUUGAAAUUCUGUUAUGGCCUACCUAUAAGCCUGAACCCUGACAAUGUCGCAGCAGCAAGAUGUGCCUCUGAAUUUCUAGAUAUGACAGAAGCAAUGGAAGAUGGAAACUUAAUUGCUAAGACAGAAGCCUUCUUCACAUUUGUAGUCCUCUCAUCAUGGAACGACACCAUCACUGUCCUUAGAUCAUGUGAGAUUCUAUCACCAUGGGCAGAAAACCUUCAGUUGGUUAGAAGAUGUUGCGACUCAAUCAUUUUGAAGAUUUCCAGAGGAAAUUCAGCUGAGGAGAAGCUGACUGAAGAGAACUGGUGGUUCAAAGAUGUUACUACUCUCCAUAUUAACCAUUUCUUACGGAUAAUCACAGCACUGAGGGCAAAAGAAAUGAAGCCUGAAAUCAUUGGCUCAUGUAUAAUACGCUACGGGGAAAAAUGGUUGCCAAGCACGGACACGAAAACAGAAGAAAUGGGAAAAUAUGGUAACAGAAUAAAUGAUUUUCAUGUCAUGAGUGGGAGGAAGCAAGAAACGAACAUUGGACAGAAUAAGGAGCGUAGGACAAUCAUAGAGAGUCUUGUUAGUAUACUGCCUCCUCAAAAGGAAGCUGUUCCUUGCAAGUUCCUCCUGUGGAUGUUAAAGAAGGCUAUUGUGUAUGCACCAUCACCAGUCCUAGUUUUUGAGCUCGAGAAAAGAAUCAGCAUGGUGCUGGAAAAUGCCACCGCGAAUGACCUUCUGAUCCCUACUAAUUCAGUAGGCGAACAAACAAUAGAUUCAACUGAAAAACAGACCAUGCACAAUUUAGAAGCUGUACAAAGGAUUUUGGAUUAUUUCUUGAUAUACGAAAAACAACAGCUACAGCAACAAGGAUUGAAGUCUACAGCAUCGAAUAUCAGUAAACUGGUUGACAGCUACCUAGCAGAAAUUGCAAGUGAUCCCAAUGUCUCCAUCGACAAGUUCCAAAUUUUAGCUGAAUCUUUGCCACGAGAAGCUCGAGCAAGUCACGAUGGCCUCUAUCGAGCCAUUGAUACAUACCUCAAGACUCAUCCCUCACUGUCAGAGCAUGACCGCCGAAGGCUGUGCAAGAUUAUGGACUGUGGGAAGUUGUCACUUGACGCAUGCGCACAUGCAGCACAAAAUGACAGGUUGCCUCUAAGAAUUGUUAUCCAGGUUUUGUUCUCAGAGCAAGUGAAGAUGAAGGCUGCAAUACAAGGGAAAGAUCAUAUACCAAGUGAUGACGAGUCAGACAAGGAAAGUAGUCAGUCACCUUCCAAGAAGGAGGUCAAGUCCCUUAAAGAAGAACUUGAAAAAAUAAAGAUACAAAUGGAAGAGCUUCAGAGGGACUACUCGGAACUGCAACACGAUUAUGAAAAAGUAAGCAACAAAAAUACAAAAACAAGCUGGACAUUUGGGUGGAGGAAGAUGAAAAAAUCUGCUCUUUCCGAUGGAAAAUUGGAUAGUGAAGUAACUGAAGAAGGCCAUAAUAGAUCAAAUGUAGGCUGCAAAGCAUGCUCUCGUCGAAGGCAGUCUAUAUCCUAAGAUCCUAAAGUUGUGCUUCUUAUCAGAUCAGACAGAGUGUCAAAUUACAAAUUGUUCAUCUAAUUUAAUGAACUCAUCAUCUGCCAUCUUGUUUGUAAGUAACUAUGUAAUAAUGUUAUCACUAAUGGACAUGGUUGCAUCACCUGCAUAAUUCAGAAACACAGUCAUUUAUCUAA
Messenger RNA from Nicotiana attenuata, 2351 nucleotides. RefSeq names its product BTB/POZ domain-containing protein DOT3-like. The record is from RefSeq and is a predicted model, not a curated record. The transcript has 6 exons. The coding region runs from base 325 to 2175 and encodes 616 amino acids. Gene Ontology annotation, molecular function: protein binding. NCBI's taxonomy places the organism in Eukaryota, Viridiplantae, Streptophyta, Magnoliopsida, Solanales, Solanaceae.